UCAGCCGGACGAGGGCUCGACCAGCAGUUGCACGGCUGUCACCGUGGCUGACACCCGGAAUGAGGGAUUCAAAAGAGGCUCCUCUACUAGUCCGAGCCCCUUCCCCCCAUACAAGUUGCCUCGCUCCCAGUCCCCAACAUCCACGGCACAAAUGACAGAUGCAGGGGAGGGACACGAUGGGACAGACAAGGUGGCGGUGCAGGAAGGAAACUUGGAGGGAGUCGUUCAACCCGUUGGACCCUCUUUCAGCCCCAGUGCACGGAGGAAAUCCUGGAGGAGGGCCACCAUAACACGACGCUCGCUCUCUGCUCUCCCCAACCCUUCCAGUCUUCUGUGUCAGAACAUCAGCCGAUCCCUACCACAACAGGAGAGGUUGGAAAAACUAAUGGAGGCUUCAAUGAGGUUGGCAAUAGAGCGAACUCGAACUUUGCUGCAGUCAAUACCAAACGCCUCAAUGGAGUCAUUUCAAAAACAUGUUGAACACAUGCAGAAAGAAUGGCAGUCUGUAGCCCAAGACAUACGGAGCCAGUCACAAAAUCAAGAGCGUCCCAUUUGCACAACGAGUGACCCUGCAGUGCAGAGAGCCAAGGAGCAAAUCCACAAAGCCAUUCACAGGCUACAGAUCGAGAGUGAAUCCUGGGACGCACUGUUAGAUAAACACCGUUCAAAAGCCGAAGCACUGGCUAGGAAAGUGGAGCAGGUUCAGGAGAAGGGGGCAACGCUUGACCCUACCUCCAUCGCCCAGUCUUCACAGCACCAUCUCAUACAGAGUAAACCUGACUACCGCAGCCUCCUCUCCAGGCAACAGCCCUUACUUCACACCAUGGAAAUGGUGAUUGACACUCAGUGUAAAAUGGUUCGACAGCUUCUCUUCACCCAGGAGCGGUCUCAGUUAUUGGUGAAAGAGGCCAGUAAAAGAUUGGCGACAGAAGCAGGAUUCCAGGACCUUGAAGGCAACUCCAUCAGGAGUCUAAUUGCGGCACUUUUAUCCUCCACCGCUACUUCAUAGUCCCAUUGGCUGGAGCACCGCCCACCGUUUGGACGUAGGCCCCGCCCCUUCAGUGACUCACUCCCAUCUCCUGCACUGGGCCUGGCCGACGAGGAGGAACGAAGCUUUGACGUGCCUGUCAGCCAAAGCCCUCACCCCCUCCGUUUUAUUUCCCUUGUUGUCUUUCAGUGCGUCAGUGUUCUCUCAACUUCGCGAGUUCCUUCAUUCCCUUAACACGGUAGAAAUUCUUGUAAACAUCUUAUGUUCUACACCACCUAAUCAUCAACCUGAUGCGAUA
Lampris incognitus (smalleye Pacific opah) is the source of this 1286-nucleotide messenger RNA. RefSeq names its product kinetochore-associated protein DSN1 homolog. NCBI's taxonomy places the organism in Eukaryota, Metazoa, Chordata, Actinopteri, Lampriformes, Lampridae. Gene Ontology annotation, cellular component: MIS12/MIND type complex. The transcript has 12 exons. The record is from RefSeq and is a predicted model, not a curated record. Gene Ontology annotation, biological process: cell division; mitotic sister chromatid segregation. The coding region runs from base 152 to 1009 and encodes 285 amino acids.